GAGAGCCGUGUAUAUAUAUAUAUUGGACCACGCUAGCCUUAACCCAGCUCUGCACUGAGGAAUUGAUGGCAUCGGUGAGAACGGAUUUGUCAAGUUUGCGCUAAGUGCCCGAGACAUAUGGUCAAGUAUUGGACCGACCACUGCUACGACGAAACGUGUCAACAGGCCGGAAGGCCUGACUGCUGAGCUGUCAUGUACUAGCGUAGAGUCAUGGCCCAAUAUAUAAGCAUUCCUGUUCAACAAGACUCCCGUUCCUCGUCCUGACUCCUGAUUGAUCAUGGAGAUAAUCGCCAGGUUCGCAGAAACCGCCAUUCCGUCCAUCAGCUUGAGAUCUCUUGCAGCGUUCGUACCUAUUCUAGAGGAAAGAAGGGCAGAGAUUGAGAAGAUUCAACGCAAGACUUUUGUAUAUGAUGACAAGCGCCGCACCAGAAACGAGCUUGACGUUUAUUACCCGCUAAAUUCGACUCUCACUAAGAGUGGGAAGACACCUAUUCUAGUUUUCGUUUAUGGAGGUGGAUUCAACACUGGAUCACGACAACUUCCUGAACCAUUUUCUAUGGGAUACCGUGCGCUUGGAUCUUUCUUCGCACACCGCGGUUUCAUCACCAUCAUUCCGGACUACAGACUUGUUCCAGAGGUCAAGUUCCCAGCUUCAUCCGAGGACAUUCGUGAUGCAGUCAACUGGAUUUUCGCCAGCAUUGACAUCAUUGGCAUACCCUUGAUACCCGCGCCUGAUGCGGAUGCUAUAUUUGUCAUGGGCCACUCAGCGGGCGACAUGCACACAAAAGUGUUGACCCUUUACCCACCGCUGUCCACAACCGUACAUCCUCGUCUGAAGGGUGUUAUUUGGUGUAGUGGCAGCUGGUACUUUGAUGAAAGAUUUCGCAUCGAAGUCCCCGCACAACAGUACUUUGGUUCUCAAGCGGAACAGAAGGAGAGGGAGCCGCGGGCCCUUUGGAAUAACCUAUCUGAUGAACAGAUCAAGAACAUACCUGACAUCCUCCUUGUCAGAGCAGAGCGAGAGCCCGACUGGCUGUUGACAUCGUGGGAGGACUCGCUGCCGGAUAUCGAGAAGCGGCGUGGAGAGGCGCCCCAGGCCAUCAUCUGCAAAGGUCACAAUCACAUCAGCCCCAAUUGGGCUUUAUGUUCCGGUGAAGGGGAAGAAUGGGGAGAAGAGGUUGUGAUAUGGAUGAAAGCUAGACUUACAUAACUAGCUCCCUCCCUCAAAUUCGAAGAUUCUUGCGCCAAACUUGUGUAAGGGUACAGCGAUGAGAUGGAUAAUUCUUUUGGUGAUAUAUGGAUCUAGAUCUCAGGUUAGUUAUGCAGUCUCA
Molecule: messenger RNA, 1331 nt
Organism: Suillus paluster
Lineage: Eukaryota; Fungi; Basidiomycota; Agaricomycetes; Boletales; Suillaceae
Product: Alpha/Beta hydrolase protein
Exons: 4
Coding region: 278-1210 (310 amino acids)
Molecular function (GO): hydrolase activity
Source: RefSeq, a predicted model, not a curated record